Messenger RNA from Scleropages formosus (Asian bonytongue), 786 nucleotides. RefSeq lists its product as uncharacterized. Bases 1 to 786 code for a protein of 261 amino acids. The record is from RefSeq and is a predicted model, not a curated record. The transcript has 3 exons. Lineage: Eukaryota; Metazoa; Chordata; Actinopteri; Osteoglossiformes; Osteoglossidae.
AUGUCCCACAAUGUCCAAACAGUCGACGACCUGUUGAGUCACGCUCUGGAUGCGGCUGAUGUAGUCGCGCAGCCGCCCCUGGUACACGAGCGCGGCGCGCAGAGCCUCCUUCUGGCUCGCGCACACCUGCGCGAGCAGGUGCCGCUCCCGCCGGUCCCGGCUCAGCCUCUGCGUCUGGCUCUCCCGCUCCAGGCGAGCGCUCAUCGCGCGCAGCGCGCCGUUGCGCGCUCGGAGCGCGGCGACGCAGCAGUGGUUGCCACGCCGCUCGGCCAGGUCUUCGCGGGGCAACACGAGACCGCAGCCCUUCUGGCAGCGCUCAGGCGCGCCGUGGGACCCCGCGUCGCCCGAGUUCCGAGUUCGUCCGCGGCGCGCACCGCCACCGUCGCGCCGUACCGCCGGUCUCUGGACGCACGUCUCCAUGUGGCCCCGCAGGUCCUGCAACCGGACCUCCUCCUUGCAGCCCCUCGAGAAGUAGCCACACCUAACGGCCAGCUUCCCGACGAGCCGCUUCACUGCGACAGCGCUCGGCGCAGGUCGCCCAGGGUCAGGGAGGGUCGCUCGCAGCGCCGCCCACGGAGCGAGACACUCGGCGCACAGCGUCUCCUCCAGAACGCGCCCGCAUGUUAUGCACUUCACGUCCGCGUCGACCGCGAGCACAAAGCUCCCGGAGUCAACUCCCAUAAUACGAGCAGCAGGCGCAUCGAAGAGCCGCGGAAAGUCUGUCAGAGCCGCGACACGUGCGGUGGAACAGCUAAGGUGGUCCCUGGAAGCAGAAAUGUGUGGUGA